This is a messenger RNA of Caenorhabditis bovis, 2487 nucleotides long. The record is from the annotation of a GenBank genome assembly. Lineage: Eukaryota; Metazoa; Nematoda; Chromadorea; Rhabditida; Rhabditidae.
AUGUCCAAAGAUAUAAGCCGUCGAGAAGCCAUUCGCAAUAGCAAUUACAUUUGCGGUGUUGUAGAGGGGUUCUAUGGAAGACCUUGGACACUUGACCAGAGGAAACAUCUGUAUGUUCGCAUGAACGAUCUUGGACUGAACACUUAUGUAUAUGCUCCGAAAGACGACGUUAAGCAUCGAGCAGCAUGGAGGGAAAUGUAUACCGAAGAAGAAAUUGGUAUUCUUCGCGAUUUGGUUCAGAACGCGCAUGCGAAUGGCGUCAACCUUGUCUACGCUCUCUCGCCAGGCCUUGACAUUAUCUACAGCGAUUCAAAUGAACUCGUGACUUUGAAAAGAAAGUUGGAACAGGUCGCUGGAACGGGAUGUAACUCAUUCGCGCUCCUUUUCGAUGACAUCGAAGUGACAAUGCAAGAAAUUGAUAAGCUCCAAUUUAACACAUUUGCCGAUGCUCAUGUGACCGUCACCAAUGCUGUUUACGAGCAUUUGGAUCCUGUUCAAUUCUACUUUUGUCCAACUGAAUAUUGCGAAUCACGAGCUGUUCCGGAUUUAGAAUCUUCCGAGUAUUUGAAUGUUGUUGGCGCCAAUCUUCAUCCAAAUAUUCAUGUUCUGUGGACAGGCCCGCGUGUAAUUUCACGAUAUCUAACCGUUGAACACUUGAGAUCUGUUGGCAAUGUAUUGAAAAGAAAACCGCUUAUUUGGGAUAACCUUCAUGCCAACGAUUACGAUCAAAAAAGAGUGUUUAUGGGACCGUUUAAAGAGAGAUCUGUCGCCAUUAGACAGCACACUUCAGGGUUGCUGUUGAAUCCAAAUUGCAAGUACGAAGUGAAUUUCAUCCCAUUCAAUACACUUUCUGAUUGGAACGCAGCUGAUCAUGAUGCAAGUAAAGAAUCUACUAAUGGACAACUAGCCGAUCGUCGAGGAUUGAAUAUCGAUUGCAAUACAUUAACAGAGUAUAAUCCAGAUUUAUCGGUUCGGAACGCAAUUUACGCAUGGAUUCAAAAUUUCAAUUCGAGAACUGGUCCUAGUAUUCCACAAAUCCCUAAAAUUGACACUUCCACUGAUAUGGCAAGUUUCGUAUUUGAACGCCAAAAAUCUGAGACGAACUCUGUGAUGGGAGAGCAACCGGUUCCUCUUGAAGAAAUUAUUCAAACUGUUGUGUCUCCGCAAAUUCUUAAGAUUCCGGCUGAGCAUAACUCUCUCACUGUCGAUUACGCGCUUCCCAUGGAAGAAGAUGAGCCAUUGGGAAACGAUGCAGAAGAACCCGAUCAUGUCGACAUGGAAUCGUGCGAUAGUCCAAAACCAUCUAAUAUAAUGUCGUUCGAAGUGUCACAGAUAUCGUCACUAGUUGAUAUGUUUUACUUGCCGUUUGAAUGCGGAGAGCGCAUUCGCCAAUUAUUUGAUAACUAUGCUUGGAUUGUACAAAAUGCUGCGGUUAUGAAGAAAAAACAUCAAGAGAUUGAAACUCUUGAUCCUCUUCAAUCCGAAUGGUUAACCCGAUAUGAGUUCAUUAACGAAAUUCUCAGCAAAUUAACAGAAUUUUUCGCUUAUGUUACUGAAUCAUCUAAUAAGUCAUUGCUUUCUGAACUAAUCCCAUAUGUCUAUGAAGCUCACGGCAUGAGCACUGUUCUGUUAGGAUUGGCACGUUGGAUUUUACAAGGAACUGCUAAUGAUUAUCCAGAGGAGAGAGAAGCCUUCUUUAACUAUGCACCAAGUGAAGAACCGUGGGCUACACAUUGUGGUUUUGUCAAUGAAUGCGUCAAAAUGCUAGCGUUUGAUGUAAAGCUUGUCGAUCUGUUCAAUCCAAAAGUUGCUCUUCCCGUCAGUGUUACUACCUAUGAAAUUCGACCAUUCACUUCCUGUGACGAAGCUUUUAUCACACAACUGGCUUACACUUCAAUUAUUACUAACGACAACAUCCAGCGCCUUCGAUCCAAAGUGUUUAUUGACAAAUACUUCCCAUUUGUUCUUGCUGGAUCGAUUCACAAUUUCCUUUGCGAAGAAACGAAUCUUAGCGCAAACAUCCGCAAACCAAUGUGUUUCGCUAUGGCUCACAUUAAUGGAAUUGCUAUGAAAUCGUUUCUGCCGGGUUAUAAACGGCAGUUGUGCGCGAAAUAUGAAGGAGACCAUUCUGUGGAAGGAUUUGAUGCAAAACAUCUUAUCGAUGACAUGAAUUACUGGUUCCCAGACGUGCAGGAUGACGUGUUCACCUACUACCCAGCUUGGUUGGAACUUUAUUUUAAUGUUGACGCUUACGAUGCUGUACCAACCAGACGACUUAUUCAGACAAUUGCUCUUAGUCUGGCUCUUGAUGGGGCACAUGGCAUGUUCGUAACAUGCCCAUUGAGCGAGCAUGAUCGUUACCAAUAUUUAUUGCGUCUCGGUUUUACUGACCUCGGACGAUCGGCAUGUAAGAAGUUUUAUAUUCUUGGCCACGACUUGAGGACGACAAUCUACAGCAUCGAAACCGUGCCCGAAGAAUCUAAUUGA